UGGGGAUGAGAGGGGGAAGAGGGGGAAGAGGGGGAAGAGGGGGAAGAGGGGGAAGAGGGGGAAGAGGGGGAAGAGGGGGAAGAGGGGGAAGAGGGGGAAGAGGCGGAAGAGGGGGAAGAGGGGGAAGAGGGGGAAGAGGGGGAAGAGGGGGAAGAGGGGGAAGAGGGGGAAGAGGGGGAAGAGGGGGAAGAGGGGGAAGAGGGGGAAGAGGGGGAAGAGGGGGAAGAGGGGGAAGAGGGGGAAAAGGCGGAAGAGGGGGAAGAGGGGGAAGAGGGGAAAAGGCGGAAGAGGGGGAAGAGGGGGAAGAGGGGGAAGAGGGGGAAGAGGGGGAAGAGGGGGAAGAGGGGGAAGGCAGCACAAGGGGAUCUGUCUGUGAGCCAGAGCACUCGGUGGGAUAGGUGGGCCCUCAUAGGGUGGCUAAACGCUG
This is a messenger RNA of Closterium sp. NIES-67, 427 nucleotides long. The record is from the annotation of a GenBank genome assembly. NCBI's taxonomy places the organism in Eukaryota, Viridiplantae, Streptophyta, Zygnematophyceae, Desmidiales, Closteriaceae.